Ramularia collo-cygni is the source of this 1641-nucleotide messenger RNA. RefSeq lists its product as uncharacterized. The coding region runs from base 1 to 1641 and encodes 546 amino acids. Lineage: Eukaryota; Fungi; Ascomycota; Dothideomycetes; Mycosphaerellales; Mycosphaerellaceae. Gene Ontology annotation, molecular function: oxidoreductase activity. The record is from RefSeq and is a predicted model, not a curated record. The transcript is spliced from 3 exons.
AUGGUUCGUUACAACACUCCUUUAACUGCGGCCGUUGGCCUGCUUUCAACCGGUCUCGUACAAGCGCAACUUGGUGGAUCGUCCGGUAGUGGUGGAUCUGAUCGUUGGGAUGUCGUUGUCAUCGGAGGCGGCUCUUCAGGCACUUUCUCUGCAAUCAGACUUCAACAGCAAGGUCUGAACGUGGCCCUCGUGGAGCGAAAGAAUCGACUCGGCGGUCAUGUCGACACAUAUGUCGACUCAGCCAGCGGCGUCACCCACGAUUAUGGAGUCCAGGUCUUCACCAACUCGUCCGUACUUGUCGACUACUUUGAGCACUUCGACAUUCCCCUCGUUUCUUCCGACCUUACAUCCGGUGCAAGCGCCCGUCUCAACGUCGACUUCACAACCGGCAACCCCCUCAACGCUUCCACCCUGCUGAGCAGCAACACGACAGCCCUUGCCACAGGACUUCUAGGUUACAAAGCCGAACUGGCCAAGUACCCCUACCUCGCUCAGGGCUGGAACUUGACCUACCCAAUCCCAGAGGACCUCACCAUCCCAUUUGGCGAAUUCCUCCAAAAGAAGGGCCUCGAUGGCGCCGCUUUCGUAGCAUACUCCUACGCGGCAGGCUGCGGUAACAUCCUUGCCCAGCCCACUCUCUUCGUAAUGAAGUACUUUACCGAGCUCCAAGUUGACGACAUCAUUACCAACGGCUUCCUCACCAACGGCAUCAAGAACAACCAAGAACUCUACAACCGCGCCCUGACUGAACUCGGCGAGGCCGCCUUCCUCUCCUCCACAGUCUACAACGUCACCCGCGAUGCAGACGGCGUAGAAGUCCACAUGUUCACCCCGGACGGCCCCAAACAGAUCAAAGCCCGGAAACUCCUCAUCACCAUCCCUCCCAAAUACGAGAACCUCUCCCCUUUCCUCGCUCUGGACAACACCGAGCGCAACCUCUUCAGCCAAUUCAACAACACCUACUACUGGGACAUGAUGCUAAAGAACACCGGUUUCCCCACAAACGCCACCUUCAACAACUUGGACCCAGACAACACCCUCCAGAUCCCCUCCAUGCCUGCAGUAUACAACGUCGGCGCCGUGCCCAACAUCCCCGGAACUUUCGCCGCGUACUACGGCUCCGUCACACCCCUCUCGGAAUCCCAAGUCAAAGCCGCCGUACAAGAAACCAUCYCUCGUAUCCGUGAAGGUCAAGGCUGGGCCGCACCUUCGGGAGAAUUGGAGUUUGCGGGUUUCAACUCACAUGCACCUUUCGUCCUUACCGUCCCAAUUGAAGCUGUCAAAGCUGGUUUCUACGACAAGUUGGUAGCGUUGCAGGGUGAGAAGAAUACUUUUUACACCGGAGCCGCGUGGCAKAACCAGGCCAGUGGUGAGAUUUGGGAAUUCACCGAGGCGCAAAUCUUGCCGAGAUUGGUCAAGUCGCUGGGUCGGAGUGGGUUGAAGCCUCUCACUCGUGGCAGGGGAAGCGUGCAUGAUACCGGCAGCAACAACAGCACUGGCAUUCUCGGUGGCAGCAAUAUUACAGAAGUGCCAGUUUCUGGUGGAAAGGAGUACACUGCCCCAAGUGGAUACAAGUUGAAGCAGUUGAGCCAAGCGGUCAAGGCGUUCAAGGGCUUCAAGGGUUUCAAGAGCUGGUACUAG